AUGUCGUAUUUGGAGGUUGCAGUGCCUAAUAGGAUUAAUUUUCAUGUUUAUGAAUAUAUCUACAGUGACUGUGCAUGCAGAAUGGGAAGUAAUCAGGAGGAAGGGGACGAGCAAGCAAGGGAUGAUUUUCAAGGCCCGCUUUACGCAAUCGAGCAUUUGAUUGAACUAUUUCUGGAAUAUGGACGUGAUGCUGAUGGAGAGCGACGUGGUAGAUUACCGCUGCGGCAGGUUAUGCAGAGGCAUGUGUUGUGGACUUUUUAUUUAAGAAUUAGUUUUAAUUGUUUCUAG
Messenger RNA from Enterobius vermicularis (human pinworm), 288 nucleotides. The record is from the annotation of a GenBank genome assembly. NCBI's taxonomy places the organism in Eukaryota, Metazoa, Nematoda, Chromadorea, Rhabditida, Oxyuridae.